Molecule: messenger RNA, 1317 nt
Organism: Drosophila kikkawai
Lineage: Eukaryota; Metazoa; Arthropoda; Insecta; Diptera; Drosophilidae
Gene: Pa1
Product: PTIP associated 1
Biological process (GO): positive regulation of cell cycle G1/S phase transition; positive regulation of intracellular estrogen receptor signaling pathway
Cellular component (GO): MLL3/4 complex
Molecular function (GO): nuclear estrogen receptor binding
Source: RefSeq, a predicted model, not a curated record
UAGUGUCAUCUCUAAUGUGCAAAUAAACAAAACAAAAAAAAAACGCCUACAAAAAUUUUUCAUUGAUUUUAUACAAAGAAAUUCUGAAAAUUCCACGAUAAGAAGACUUAAAAACAGACAACUUUUAGAUAUAUGUAAAUAGUGUAAAUAAUAGAAUAAUUCACGAGAAUUUGCAACCAAAACAAAACAGAAAAUAAACCAUAAAACCAAGAAAACAAAACACCAAAAAUGGCAACCGAAGUGGAGCCGGCAAAUACGGCGGACAAGUUCUCCGCCAAUGCCGAGGAGCUGGAGAGUUACUAUCUGAUGCUGGAGGCGGGCAACAUACCGGAGCUCCAGUGGCAGUUCCCCGGACGAAGGGAGCCCUCGCCGGAGCUGGUGGGAUCCGGCAGGAAUAGCAAGGAACUGGAGCAAACCGCCGAUGCCAUCGAACAGGAACCCCAAAAGGCCAAUGACUUUGACUUUAGCGACGAGGUGGCGCCCACCCAAAUGCGGGUCCGCAGCCAAACGUCCACGCCCAAGUCUGCCAAAAAGAAGACGGCCAACUUUGCCGGCGUCAUGGAGACCCUGAAGAAGAAGAAUGCGGAGAGCUCCUAGCACACACUGAAGUUCUGAUGCAUCCAGAAGAAGGGGAUCGGAACUGCCACUCACCCGAAUCUAAAGAUCACACUUCGCGAGGGUCUGGUUAUAAAGGUCUGCAAGCUGUUGGAGAAACCCGAGGAACCAAGCUCUGGUGGCCAUAGGAGGAACUAAGGGAGAGGAAGAUAAGUUGAGUUUUUUCUUUGAAAAAUUACUAAAUUGGGUUAUUUUUAGAAGGUUUUAAGAUUAUCUAUUCUAUCUUUUAUAUUAUUUAUAUUUAUAAGUUAUAAAAUUGAAGAUGUAAGAAUUUUAAGAUUAUUUUUACUACUUUUCUAUCGUUUUAUAUAUAUCAUAGAAAGAAUUUCAGAACAGUUCCAAAGCUUAGCCUCUCCAUAAAUUAAAUAUCUAUAGUUUUUGUACCCUUUCAGGGUUUUAUCAUUUAAAUCAGAAGCUAUACUAAAAUUAAAUAUGUUAUAAAUAUUAUUGAUCAGCAUCUACAGCCAAGUAGAUCUAGCCAAGUCCGUCUGUCCGUUUCUAGGCAAACUUUCUGAGUUUUUUAAGCUAUUUGAAAGAGAUUUAAACUUCAAUCAAGAUUAAUUUGUAGAAAUAGUAAUGUUAAUAGAAUUGCUUAUGAUAAAUAUAAAAAUUUAUUUUUAAAAUUAAGUAUAUAUUAAUAUUUAUAAGUAAUGAAAAUUAAGUAUAAUGAUAUUUGGCUUAAAUAAAUUUUUAAAGAAUUAU